This is a messenger RNA of Chenopodium quinoa (quinoa), 1027 nucleotides long. Its product is annotated as ribonuclease 1-like. The transcript is spliced from 4 exons. Bases 192 to 857 code for a protein of 221 amino acids. Gene Ontology annotation, cellular component: extracellular region. Gene Ontology annotation, biological process: RNA catabolic process. Gene Ontology annotation, molecular function: RNA binding; ribonuclease T2 activity. Lineage: Eukaryota; Viridiplantae; Streptophyta; Magnoliopsida; Caryophyllales; Amaranthaceae. The record is from RefSeq and is a predicted model, not a curated record.
UUCAGAUUAUCAACCAACGGAUAUUCUUCCUUAUUUGUAAUUAUAAUUAUCUUCCUACCACAGUCACUUUGUCUAUAUAUAUAAACUUAAGAUAGUUAUACAUUAUUCACUACCAUACAAAUAAAGUUAUUACUUUGACGGAACUCGAUUUGCAAUAAUAAUCCUCCUGCCCAAGAACAAAACAGAGAAACAUGAAAGCCUUUUACUACAUUUUAGCAGUUCAAUUUCUGUUUGUAGUCUCAGCAUAUUCUCAGGAUUUUGAUUUCUUUUACUUUGUUCAACAGUGGCCUGGAUCAUACUGUGAUACGGAGAAGAGUUGCUGCUAUCCAAGUACAGGAAAACCAGAAGCAGAUUUUGGAAUUCAUGGACUUUGGCCUAAUUAUAAUGAUGGUUCUUACCCUUCUAGCUGUGAUCCUAGCAGCCAGUUCGAUCAAUCUCAGACAUCAAGUCUAUUGAAGAGAAUGAGAACAGAAUGGCCGACAUUGGCAUGUCCAAGUGGUGAUGGAUUGAAGUUUUGGUCACAUGAAUGGGAAAAGCAUGGGACUUGUUCAGCCCUUGGACAACAUGACUACUUCCAAACUGCUCUUGACCUCAAAAAUCAAGCUAAUCUUCUCCAAUCACUUACAAGUGCAGGAAUUGAGCCAAAUGGAAACUCGUACACAUUAGAAAGCAUAAAGGAUGCAAUUAAACAAAGUGUUGGAUUUACACCUUUUGUGGAGUGCAAUGAUGAUACAUCUGGCAAUAGUCAACUCUACCAGAUUUACCUUUGCGUUGACAAUUCUGCAUCUAACCUUAUUGAGUGUCCUACUUUCCCUCAUGGCAAAUGUGGUUCUCAAAUUGAAUUUCCAUCCUUUUGAUUUUGUAAUCAAGUUAAUCAUUUAGGUCAUCAAAAGACCUUUGUUGUUUGUCACAAAUAUUUGUACUAUCAUUUUUCGAAUAAGAAUUCUUAAUUUCUUAUACUCGUAUUUUGUUUAUAAUGAUAAUAUUUAAUAUCUUAUUGUGCAUUUGUGCGAUUUUACAUUUUUAA